AUGGCCGCCAUCGGAAAGCCGGAGGUGUCGGAGCACGGCGAGGUGACGUCAGACUCCCUGCCCUUCUCACAGCAUGCACUGGUGAGUUUGCAGUGGAGAGUGUUCAAGACUCGCCCCUACGUGGAUGGUGCCAAGACCUUGAUUGGUGGCCAGGUGAAGCCUUGGCCGGGCAUUUUCUCGGAGAUCUUUUCCCCGGUCUACUGCUCCGAGACCGGGGAGCGCAUCUGCAUAGGCCGACAGGCCACGAUGUCGCCCAAGGAGUCGGUCCUGGCGGUGCAGGCGGCCGCGAAGGCCUGGGACCUGGGCCGCGGCGAGUGGCCCCGGAAGACCCUGGAGCAGCGUGUGGCGGCGGUGGAGAAGCUCAUGGGAAGGUUGAAGGAGAUCAGGGAAAAGAUUGUCACUGUCUUGCAGUGGGAAAUCUGUAAGAACGAUGCCGAUGCGGCGAAGGAGUUCGAUCGCACCAUUGACUUCAUCCAGGCCCUGAUCGCGACAGCUCGGAGGAUGGACUCGACCGGCCCAGUCUGCCAGGAAGGAGUCCAUGCCCUGCUCAAGCGCUCUCCAGUGGGUGUCAUGAUGAACAUGGGCCCGUCCAACUAUCCCUUCAACGAGACCUACGCCACGCUGAUCCCUGCACUGCUCAUUGGGGACUCGGUGGUCAUGAAGGUGCCAAAUACUGGUGGCCUCGCACAUUUCCUGACGAUGGAGGCCUAUGCCGAGUGCUUCCCUGCCGGUGUAGUAAACUUCGUCUCCGGCCGUGGCCGCGACACGAUGCCGCCCUGCAUGGAGUCCGGGCUGGUGGAUAUCUUCGCCUUCAUCGGCUCGUCAAAGGCGGCGGAUGCACUUGUCAAGGCGCACCCACAGCCACAUCGCUUGAAAAACCUGUUGUCCCUGGAUGCGAAGAACUUGGCGAUCGUGAUGCCAGACGCGGACCUCGAUCUUGCGGUCAAGGAAUGCCUCGCCGGCAGCACAUCUUUCAACGGCCAGCGAUGCACAGCCAUCAAGCUCAUCAUGGCCCAUCGGAGUAUCGCCGAGAAGUUCAACCAGAAGUUCUGCGCAGCCAUUGGAGGUCUGUCAGUGGGCCUUCCUUUCGGAAAGAACAAUGUCACUCCGAUGGCGUGCACGGGCACGGACUUCCUGAAGCAGUUGACGGAGGAUGCCGUGGCGAAAGGGGCACAAGUGCUGAACGCUGGAUCCGGCGGAGCGCGCUGCGACCGAACGCUCUUCGCACCGACGGCUGACAUGGACGAUCUCACUUCUGUCUUUGAGGCGAUGCCGAGGGAGGAGCUGCGGCGGCUGUAUGCUACAGCUAAGGACAUCCUUGAAGAGGAUGCUUGGUCUGGCACUUCUUCUGAGGCGUCUGUGGAGUCCUCUUGGCAAAACCCCGAUGCAGGUGUCCACAUGCCCACCGUUCCCACUGGCGACCUGCUGGGCCUUGGCGGUGGUGCUGACAUGCCUGUGGCCUCUGCUGACACACCUGGUUCGUCCACCGACCCUCCUGCUGUACCUGUCCUUCCUGGCGCUGAGGUCAUUGACUUGACCAACACGGACGAUGAGCAAACCGUUGGCCCUGAUGGGGCUGAUGUUCUCUUCGAUGUGACGGCGCCUGCGGAUGUGGCGGGUGGCCUUGGCAGUGCAGACUCUGGCCAGGACUUGUCUGCUUCAGGCGUUGCUGAUGACACGUCUGGCCGCAACCUGCCUGGUGCUGCUGAGGUUUCUGCCGGCCAAGGUCCUCCUUCUGAUCCCCUUGGCUUGGAUCUGAAUGCCAUGGACGGUGUCGGUGACGAUGCUUCUGUGCCAGGUCAACCUGCGGCUGCCUGGCCCACUGUUUCUCAGCCACCCCCUGACUUGGGCGAUGCCGCCGUGGCUGGCCAAGACGAUGGAGGCACUGGAGCUGCAGGUCCGGGCCCUACUGACUUGCCUCCCUGGCUUACCUCUGACGCGCCUGCUGAUCCGCCUGCCGCACCUGUCCCCGCCCCUGUGCAGCAGCCACAGGUUGCUCGCAUAGAGCUUUUUGGGACGGCAGAGUUCCCCUUUUUGAAUGCAUCUGACGUCCUGACAGGGAUGCAGAUCCCGGUCCUGUACCCUGUGACCGCGGAGAUGCAGUUGUGGACGGCCGAACAGUUCGGCCCUGUGAUCCCCAUCGCCCCAUACGACAGCAUCCAGGAGCCUAUCGAAUGGCUGAGAAAGAUGCAUUUUGGCCAGCAGACCGCCAUCUUCACUUCGCAGGAUGGGGCCGCCCCGCCCUCUGCUGAGUUCGCAGAGCUCUUGGAUGCCGCUGGGCCAACGAUGAAAAGAGUCGAGAAUGGGCCGUUCGGGGGAAACCUGUCCUUUGCAACCUUUGUUCGAACAGGGGCCGACGUUGCGACGAAAUUUUCUACCAUGACACCUGCACUGCAAUUCCUCCAGAAGCUACAGCUCAUGCCACAUGAGGGUCGGGUGUGA
Molecule: messenger RNA, 2442 nt
Organism: Symbiodinium sp. CCMP2456
Lineage: Eukaryota; Dinophyceae; Suessiales; Symbiodiniaceae
Source: the annotation of a GenBank genome assembly